This is a messenger RNA of Stegastes partitus (bicolor damselfish), 2156 nucleotides long. It is a transcript of the gene npm1a, whose product is annotated as nucleophosmin 1a. Gene Ontology annotation, cellular component: nucleolus; centrosome; ribonucleoprotein complex. The coding region runs from base 95 to 994 and encodes 299 amino acids. The transcript has 11 exons. NCBI's taxonomy places the organism in Eukaryota, Metazoa, Chordata, Actinopteri, Pomacentridae. Gene Ontology annotation, biological process: chromatin remodeling; positive regulation of transcription by RNA polymerase II; ribosomal small subunit biogenesis. The record is from RefSeq and is a predicted model, not a curated record. Gene Ontology annotation, molecular function: histone binding; chromatin binding; RNA binding.
AAGAGCAGCAGCACUAGCUCGUUAGUUGGUGGUCUCCAGCAGGACUUCUUCCAGCGCAGACACGCAGCAGGUUGGCAGCUUCUUCACCUCCAACAUGAACGGGUUAAACGACGAGCCAAUGGCGCCACAGACCUUCCUCUAUGGUUGUGUGCUGGAAGCUGGAAAGGAGGUGGUGUUCAAUCCUGAGGACGAUGACUUGGAGCAUCAGCUGGACCUGAGGAUGGUCUGCGUGGAGCCCGGCACCAAGGAUGAACUUCACAUGGUGGAGGUGGAGGGACAGGACAUGGAGGGUCAGAAAAUCAAGGCAGUCCUGGUUUCACUGAAGCCCUCUGUUCUGCCAAGUGUGUGUCUUGGUGGUUUCACGAUCACACCCCCAGCAGUUUUCCGUCUGAAGGCAGGUUCAGGUCCGAUCCAUAUCAGUGGACAGCACCUAGUCAUGAUGGAGGCUGAUCAGUCUUUCGAUGAAGAUGAUGAUGACGACGAUGAGGAGGAGGAGGAAGAUGUCAAAACAUCAAAGAAGAGACCUGCUUCCUCUCCUGCCGCAAAGUCUCAGAAAAAAAUGAAGAUGGACGUAGAUGACGAUGAUGACGAUGAUGAUGACGACGACGACGAUGAUGAGGAUGAUGACGAUGAUGAUGAUGACGAGGAGAGCGAGGAAGAGGAAACGCCCGUUAAGGCCAAACAAACACCAUCCAAACAAAAGGCUCCUGCUCAGAACGGCAAGAGUUCUAAACCCGGCACCCCGGCAGCUAACCAGGACAAGACCCCCAAAGGAAAGGGCAACAAGUCACCCAAGACCCCACCAACCCCUAAAGCAGUCCUUACAAUCCCUGAGAUUAAAGCCAAAAUUCUGGAGGCCGUGACCAAGGGAGUAACAUUACCUAAAGUCCAGCCCAAGUUUGAGAACUUUGUGAAGCAUGGCCACAGAGUCUCAGACCCCAAGGACAUUGCAGAGCUGUGGAAGUGGAGACAGACAUUGAAGGACGGAAAAUAACUCGACUCUGUAGUGUUUUAAAAAAACAAAAAAAAUACGAAAAACAAAUCUAUUUUUAUGCCUUGUUUAUGCCCAUAGCACCUCUCGAACCCUCUGAAGCCGAACUCAGUGCCUCACACUUACCGUUAAAUCACUCGUAAGUCUGUUUCAGCUCCGCCUGCUCUCCUGGAUGAAAAGACUGAAGAGGUGGCGGCGGACGGUUGACGGAGCGCCGCCUCGGUCGCCCUCUUGAGUUAACCCUGGUAGAUCCAACGUACAAUUUCCCAUCGUUGUAAAUGUGUAAAUAAAAUUCUCACUAGAUUGUUGGCAACAGGGUAUGGAGGACGUUUUCAUGUGGAUUUUUUUUGUUUAGUUUUUUUUAUAUAUAUAUUUACAAUUUGCCUCCGUUUAGGAGCGACAGAAAUAAAUCCAUCUUACCAUUACACAAAAAGCAGAUAGACUGGUAACAGCUUAACUUUCAGUCUAGUCAAACAGACUCUGUUUUGGUCGCAUCAUUUGCCAGUUUUUUUUUUUCAACAACAUACACAUGUGGCACUUUUUUUUUGAAAACACAACUCGUUUGGUGUUUUUUGAAUGUCUACGCUAGUGUGAGAUUCCCGCCGUCGUAAUCCGACGACACCAGAAUUCAAAAAGUCGUCACCGUCCAGAAAGAACCACCUAUUUAACAUUAAGCAACAAGCUGCACUAAUGUUGAAGACGACACGUUUCAGCUCUGUCGAGGAAUCUGUCUGCGUCGUUGCCACGACUACUGAUAUCCCAGAGGAACGAGGUCGCCCACUUUGAGAGACUGUACGCAUGAAGGAAUUUGCAAAUGAGUUGUGUAGCGUUUCCUAAAUGUUCCGACCCGUGCCUCAAACUCUGUUCUCGUUUGACCAGGUUCGAGUUAAAUUUAAAAACGUUGGUGCCGGUGAGGCCUGUUCAAGCAGAAGACCAUUCCAUGUUGAAGAGAUGUCUGUUUUUACGACUUUGAAUAUGCUGUGGGUUGAUGAGUGAUUAAACGACGUGGAUCUGUCUGCUGUUGGAUUUCUUUACAGUUAUAAUAGUUGGUAAUUGUACCCACGUCUGAUGCUUAAUGCAGUAUUAAGUUCCCUUGUUCUUGAUUUUGAUUUUUUUUUUUUUUUUCAUGUGCAACAAUCUGCUCAUAAUUAAAAGUUCAAGCACA